AUGGCGAACCUGCAACCUAUCACGCUUUACUCGCAUGGAAAUGCCCCUAAUCCGCUCAAGGUUGCCAUCAUUCUAAAGGAGCUUAACAUUCCUUACGAGAUCAAAGAUAUUGCCUUUGAUGAACUGAAGAAAGAUCCUUAUGAGGCUAUCAAUCCCAACGGCCGUCUUCCAUCAAUUCAAGACCCAAACGCCAACAUGACCGUUUGGGAGUCUGGAGCUAUUUUGGAAUACCUACUUGAGAAGUACGACCAUGAUUGUGCUCUCGGCUUCGCCCGCGGAUCGGCCGAGUAUUUUGAAGCAAAGCAAUGGCUCUUCUUCCAAGUUUCCGGUCAGGGCCCCUAUUUUGGCCAGGCGGUCUGGUUCACCUUGUUCCAUAUUGAGAAACUUCAAAGCGCAAAGGAACGAUAUGUGAAUGAGAUUCGUCGUGUGACAGGGGUUUUGGGGAGGGCGUUGAAGGACAAGCAAUACCUCGUUGGCGAUAAAUACAGCUAUGCGGAUAUCUUAUUCCUUCCUUGGUUUGAAAUUGUGCCUGAGCUGUUCAACGAGGAAGUCAAUUUGCAGAAGGAUUUCCCACUUGUAGCCCAGUGGCUCGAGAGAAUUAAGGGAAGGAAGACUGUUCGGGAAACCAUGGAGGAGUUUGCCGCCAAGGCUUAA
Penicillium soppii is the source of this 654-nucleotide messenger RNA. RefSeq names its product glutathione S-transferase family protein. The record is from RefSeq and is a predicted model, not a curated record. Bases 1 to 654 code for a protein of 217 amino acids. The transcript has a single exon. NCBI's taxonomy places the organism in Eukaryota, Fungi, Ascomycota, Eurotiomycetes, Eurotiales, Aspergillaceae.